Molecule: messenger RNA, 1377 nt
Organism: Lithohypha guttulata
Lineage: Eukaryota; Fungi; Ascomycota; Eurotiomycetes; Chaetothyriales; Trichomeriaceae
Product: Casein kinase II subunit alpha'
Exons: 4
Coding region: 1-1377 (458 amino acids)
Biological process (GO): peptidyl-threonine phosphorylation; regulation of cell cycle; peptidyl-serine phosphorylation
Cellular component (GO): cytosol; nucleus; protein kinase CK2 complex
Molecular function (GO): ATP binding; protein serine/threonine kinase activity
Source: RefSeq, a predicted model, not a curated record
AUGGGAGACUGCUUACAGCGGUCUAAUGCUCCAUUCUCCAGUCCACAGAAACAAGGGUGUCGAUCCAAAAACGAACCAGCUUUUGCCAGAGUCGGCAUUGGCAACGUCGUCCUCUCGGGCGUCGUCUUGAUCUUCGCGGGACUCCUACUCAAUAUCGUCCUUACUGAUGGUAUUGUCGAAAGAGACUCGGUCGUGGUGAAGACUGACACAGAAACCUAUUACAUAACCGCCACUAUCACGAAGACAGAAACAUCACUACCGGUCACAGCAGCAACGACACCUGCUACAGGUCUUCGUGCUUGGCCGAGUCCAGAUGUCCAUACAUAUCACGAGGCAAUCAUUCGCCCUAGCAACGCUGCAGAUGAAAGUGACGAAGCUCGGAGUGAAGAAGAGUAUGUGGAGGAAGUCGACUGGCUUCAGGAUUUUGAAGUUCCUUGGGGUCAACUCGAGAACUACGAAUUUGGAGACAAACUAGGAAAGGGCGAGUAUGCCGAAGUAUUUCAAGCCACCGAUCUUCGCAACAACAGAAGCUGUGCUGUGAAAGUCCUCAAGCCUACCGAAAAGCACCUGGCGAAGCGAGAGAUCAAAAUCCUUCAGGACUUGAUUGAUGGUCCAAACAUCAUCCGGUUCGUCGACGUUGCCCGUAAUAGCAUGGGCAAGUGGCCAUCGAUCGUGACUGAAUACGUCGACAGUCCUUACUACAGACACUUAUACUCAACCUUCGACGACAUUGACGUGAGAUUUUAUAUGUUCCAGUUAUUGUCGGCAUUGGAGUUUGCUCAUAGCAAGAAUAUCAUGCAUCUCGACAUCAAACCCCACAAUGUCAUGAUUGAUCAUGAAAAUAGAAAGCUUCGUCUCAUUGAUUGGGGCCUAUCGAACUACUAUGAUCCUGAUUAUAGCUAUGGGACAUCUGUCGGAUCACGAUUUUGGCGAGCGCCGGAACUUCUCAUUAAUUAUGAAUGGUACAACCCUUCAUCAGAUAUCUGGGCCGUAGGCUGCAUGAUGGCAGGUCUCAUCUUCGAAAAGGAACCCUUCUUUCGAGGACGAUCCAACGACGUUAAUCAACUCGUUCAGAUCGCUAAGAUUUUGGGAACGGAGGGCUUGUUCAAGUGGAUCGACAAGUAUGGCCUUGAGUUAGGCGAGGAGUUCGACGACAUCAAAGGCUUGUACCUUAGGCAGACAUGGGAAAGUCAGGUGUAUUGGCAAAGUCGGAGGAGGGUUGGGGACGACGCAUUUGACCUGCUGAGCAAAUUGUUGGUUUACGAUCACAACGGACGUUUGACCGCCACCGAAGCGAUGAAUCACCGUUAUUUUGAUCCGGUCCGCAGCUGGGCUCUAUCGCAUCCGAAUAGCACGACAGCUUGGGACAUCGAGUAG